AUGGCGCUGAGGCUGGACCGAGCGUAUAUCCAUCAACACUCUCGUACUUCCCGCCUCAAGAGUCCAGCCAUAGCUCCUCGAAUACUGCUUGCUCCGCUUCUCUUUGCCCUCGGGAUCAACUUCCUCGGACAUACAAAUGCAGGAACCGUCAGUAUAUCCCAGUAUCCACUAUACCAACAGCUUCGCGGAUGCGCUCAAUGCUGCUACUGGGAAUGCAACGCACGGGGUGACUUCUGGCUCGCCAACGAGCAACUCAGCUGUGGGAACGACCCCAUCGACGGCUGCUUCUGCCGCUCCGACCUCAUUCCGGUUGCGACGAGCUACCUCUCCAAUUGCGCCUACUCAUCGUGCGGGAGCAACUUGAACGACAUGACCAGCGCGGUUGCAGCGUAUACGGAGUACUGCAAGCAUAUUGGGCAAGUCGCAAUACCGACGACAGGUGGGGCACUGCCGGCGACGACGCAGCAGCCAGGCGCAGCAGGUGCGUACACUGUUACUAUGUACGUCACAGCGACGGUUACCGUAUACUCAGGCGGAGUCAGGGUGAAGCCCGCAAUAUGUGGUGCUGUCUUUGAGCCGUUUUGGGGCCUUUUCGCUGCGCUGCUGCUUGAAUCAUCGACCAUCAUAAUACGACACCUGCGGUGGUUAAUAUGA
Messenger RNA from Mytilinidion resinicola, 654 nucleotides. RefSeq lists its product as uncharacterized. The record is from RefSeq and is a predicted model, not a curated record. Bases 1 to 654 code for a protein of 217 amino acids. NCBI's taxonomy places the organism in Eukaryota, Fungi, Ascomycota, Dothideomycetes, Mytilinidiales, Mytilinidiaceae. The transcript is spliced from 2 exons.